Molecule: messenger RNA, 987 nt
Organism: Closterium sp. Naga37s-1
Lineage: Eukaryota; Viridiplantae; Streptophyta; Zygnematophyceae; Desmidiales; Closteriaceae
Source: the annotation of a GenBank genome assembly
AUGCGCCUGACUGUCGGGAAGCACUUCGGUUAUUCCUCGAUUCGUGGCGCGUCGAGCACCACGCCGAAGGCGAUUCUCGAUGCUGCGCUACGGAUCGAUUGGAACAAGCGCAUCGCCGCAACGAACGGCGAAAAACGCGGAGGCGAGAUUCGCUGCGGUGCUGCCGAUGCUGCUGCAGCUCCAGCCUUUGAGUCUGAAGAAACGGAAUGCACUGCUAAGACAAACCUAUCGUUGGAGGAAGCGGAAGGCGAGGUGGCGAUUGCGUUAAUCGAGGAGGGUUUUGCUCUCGCGGGAGCAUUCAAUAUCGCGGAUUACGUGCCGUGGCUGAGCUACUGGGACCCGCUGCGCAUGUACGCGCGUGCGCAGCGCCUCGCGCCGCAGCUGCACGGUUUCAUGCGCGCGUGCAUUGUGGAGCGACGCGAGCUCGUGCUGCAGAAGAAACGCACGGAAGAAUCCAGAAGCGAGACUCUUGCUGUAUCCGCGACUCAGACGCCGUCGACGACGGAGCCUGUGGUUAAAGAGCCGAAGGAGUUGAAGGGAAUGAAGGGACACGAGACCGCUCUUGUUGAUACGUUGUUCGAGAUCGAAGGGGAGGGAGAGGAUCAUAUGGAUAAAGACGAGAUGCUGAUGCUCGCGGUUGACAUGAUGAUGGCUGGGACUGAUACCACCUCCAAGACCGUCGAAUGGGCGCUUGCUGAGCUGGCGCAGCACCCCGACAUGCUGGAAACGCUGCGUGCUGAGGUGGACGCGGCGUAUGCCAGGCGUGGAUGCCUUGGGACGAACCUGGGAUUGGACCUAUCUGCCCGCCUGCUGGCGAAUUUCGUUCUGCGGUUUGAUUUCAAGCUGCCCGAAGACGUGAGGGCAGGUGGAGGGAUGGACAUGACAGAAACUUUUGGGCUGACCAUGGCUCUGGCCAAGCCGCUCAGAAUGGUGUUGAGGGAGAGAAAGGUGGUGGCAGGGGCAAUGGUGGCUGCUUUAGGAGCAUGA